This is a messenger RNA of Mytilus californianus (California mussel), 692 nucleotides long. RefSeq lists its product as uncharacterized. NCBI's taxonomy places the organism in Eukaryota, Metazoa, Mollusca, Bivalvia, Mytilida, Mytilidae. The record is from RefSeq and is a predicted model, not a curated record. The transcript is spliced from 3 exons. Bases 30 to 611 code for a protein of 193 amino acids.
UUCACAUCUUCAACAGAUCAAGUAAAACCAUGUCAAUGUUGACUCUACUUUUAGUUUCAAUAGUCGGAUACGUUUCGGCGUCUUGCAAAGCAAGUUCAUUGUUAGGAGGACUUGGUAGUAGUGGAGUUGUCAAUGGUGGAGCACUUAUUGGAGGUGGUGGAGUUAUUGGUGGAGCUGGUGGAAUUGUCAGUGGUGGAGGACUUCUGCUAAACACUGGUGGAUUAGGUGGAGUGAUCGGAGGAAUAAAUACAGGACUUGGAGGUCAACCAUGGUGCACAUGCAGUUUGAAAUGUGCUCCAGGACAGAUCAAAUUCAACAAGAACUGUAACUUGGCACCUCUCCUUCCUGGUAGUUUGAAUACUUGUUGUUCCUUAUUGCCAUGGUGGGUUACCAACCAGAAUUACGGUGCUUCCUUAGGAGGUGCUGGUAUCAUUGGUGGUGGAGGUAUUAUCGGUGGAGUGAGUGGUAUUUUAGGAGGUGGUAGUGGACUUCUUGGUCCAAUCGGUGGUAUUGGAGGUCCAAUUGGUGGUGUUGUCACAGGACCUGUCAGUGCCAUUGGAGGAGGCAGCAAUGUUGUCAGUGGACCAAUUGGUAAAGGAGGAUAUUAUUAAGUAUUUGAAAUAUACUCAAGAACACAAAGACUACCUGUUGUGAUAUGUUUGUUAUUAGUAGUGAUUUAUAAAUAUAAUUAC